Cyprinodon tularosa is the source of this 5160-nucleotide messenger RNA. Its product is annotated as proline-rich protein 36-like. Bases 1 to 5160 code for a protein of 1719 amino acids. NCBI's taxonomy places the organism in Eukaryota, Metazoa, Chordata, Actinopteri, Cyprinodontiformes, Cyprinodontidae. The record is from RefSeq and is a predicted model, not a curated record. The transcript is spliced from 7 exons.
AUGAAUCCCCUCCACCCCCCCCGCACUCCACGGCCGCGCAGGGGCCGCCCCCACCCGUCGUACUCGGCCCGGACGCUAGUCGAAGCCCCACCCCCUCCUCCCACUGCCCUCCUCCCCCCCCGCCCCUUGCCCCCCCGCCCUAGCCAAGCCGGUCCGCCGCCCGUCCUUGCUCUCGCCCGCGACCACCAUCCCCCCCACGUGCGUGCCGUCUCGCCCGAACGGCCUCGCCCCCGCACCUCCUUGGCGCCCCCCCUCCACUCCCCCCUCCGCCGCGCCCCCGUCGCGCCACCUAGCGGCCCCCCUCCACAGUCACCCCGCGCCCCCCCCACUCCCCGCGACGCUAGGCCCCCCUCCCGCCCACCCCGGCCCCACCCGCGGCCAGCCCCCUCUUGCCCCGCCGCCAACCGCAAGCACGGGCCGACCGUGCGCCCCACCGUGCCACUGGCCCACCCCCCCGGCGGCCAGCCCCCCGUCCCCGUCUCCCCCCCUGCCGCCACGCCGCCGCCUAGUGCCGGCCGCCUCCACCAUCGCCACCCCGUCACCGUCCCCCCGCGGCGCCCCCCCGUCCACACCCCCCCUCCCCGGUACGCGGAAGGCCCCGUCCGGGCCCCCCGCCGGCAACUGCGUCCGCCCCGACCCGCCCCGGCACCGGCCCUUGCUCCCCGGCUCCCAAGACGGGAUGCGUCCGACACCUGCCUACUGCCCCCCCCUACGCCGACCCCGCCCGUAUCUUCGGGCCCUACUGGGGAGGGGGGGGGAGGUGGGGGUCCCCCUCCCGCGAGUGCGCCUCCCCCAGCCCUCCACCCCCCCCCGCCAGGUCCCCGGGACCCGACGCCGAUCGGUCCCCCACGGCACCGGGUACCAGGCCGCCAUAGGUCUGCUCCCCUCCCCGCCGAGCCCCACGGCCGCGGGGCCCAACCGCCCCCCCCGCAUGUUCCGCCCACCAACUGUCGCGUGAUCCCCCCGGGCGCGGCGCGCCCUACCCCUCUGCCAGGGGCCGCCAGGCGGUCCCGCGACUACGCCCUCCCCCCCCCCGGCAAGUGGCCGGGAAGGCCGCCCCACGCUGCCACCCCCCCCCCCCACUCCCCCUGGCACCCCGCUGCUCGCGGGCGUGGCCCUGAGCGCCGCUCCUCCCCCCUCGUCCCCACCGGCGCUCCGUCCCGCCGCACCCCGGCGGGGCGUGCCAGCACCCCCCCCCCCCGCCCCCGCCCACGCCCCCUUCCCGCCCCCCGCCCCCGGUCACUAGCCUGGGAGGGCCCCACUGGUCAUCCCCCCCGCCGAGGAGAUCCCAGAGCCCUCCCCCAAAGCCGCUCUUCUCGACCUCCCCCCCCGCGAGGCGGCCCCCCCAUCCUUUGCCCCAUUCCUCGCCCACCGUCCGUCCCCAUCUGCCCCUCGCCUGCCGCCCCGCCGGAGCCAGCCCCCGAGGCCCCGGUAGUCGCCCCCUCCGCCCACUCCGGCGUUCUGUUUCGCGUGCCCACCGGGCGGGCGGCCCGCGCGGCAACGCAUCUGCCCCCCCGUGAUCCCCAGGGCACGCGCCGGCCACGCGGGCAACCCCCCCUCGACCGGCGCCCGCCGACCGCCGCGCCCGACGAGUCGCUCCACCGCCCCAGCAGCGGAGCUGGCCCCGCUCGCGCCCUGGCGCCCCGUCGGGACGGCCCCGCCAUGGGGCCCGCACGCCCCCCACACCGGCCCCCGGGGGUGUGGGGCACCCCCCUCGACCCCCGUUGCGCUCCCUUCCGCCCCCUGCCGCCGCCGCAGCGGCGUGCGCCCCACGGAGCGCCGCCCGGCCCUAUCCGCACCCCCGGCAACACCCCGUCUUCGCCCGGACGGCGCCCGCCCUCGCCUCCCGCCGGGCCCCCCGCGGGCAGCCGCGCCCGCUCGGUGCCCCCGAGCCCGCACACCAGUCGCGGCGUCACCGCCCCCGGGCGGGGCUCCCCUCCCCCCCUCCCGCCGCUGCCCUGCCCCCGCACUAGGUCGCCCGCCCGCCACCGUCCCGCCCCUCGCCCCGUGCGCGCCCGCCCGCCCCCCUGGGGGGGGCGCUUCUCCGCGCUCGCUCCAGCGACUGGUAUCUCCCGACCACUGCACCCCCCCCGGAGCGCGGUUCCAGGCCUCACCAGCCGUGUUGCCGGCCCCUCCCCGUGGCGCCCCCCCCCCCGCCCGGGCCCCGGCCGAACCCGCCGGCUCGACCUCCCGGACCAGGCCCGAGCCUGCCCCCCGCCCGCCCCCGCCGCCCCGCUCCCUGCCCCCGCCAACCACGGCCCCCUGUCUAUCUGCGCCCCCGCGCCCCACCCGACGCCGCCAUCAGACCGCCGGGUCCCUGACGCGCCUCGCCCCCCCCCCCCGCGCCCGCCAACCGCCCCCGAGCCUCCCGCCCGCCCACGUCCGGCCGGCGCCCCACGGCCCCUCUCCGCCGCCUCGUGUCCCCGUACCGCCCCACCCGCCCCCCGCUCCCCAGCCCCCGCCCUCGAGACCGCCCUCAAGCGGUCCCGGCCCCCGCGCAAGCCGGCCCCUCGCCCUCCCCCUGCCCCUUCCCCUCCGUCCCGCCUAACGCCGAAUCCCUCCCCCCUCGGUCACGACCCCCCCUCAACCACCCCCCUGACGCCACGCUCACCGGUCCCGCGCCUGCGUCUGUCCCCCCUCCCGGGCGCCUCGCCUCCCGCGGCAUGGCUCCUCCCGGCGGCGCGGCGGGCCCGGCACCGCGCCCGAGCACCACGCCCCACGUCCCCCCCCGAGGCCCCGACGCCCGCCCGUUCGCCAGCUGCGCGCCUCCCCCAGUGCCCCUCUCCCCCCCCUCGUGGCCCACUCCUGCGCCCCGGGUCCCCCCCCGCCACCCAGACCUCCACCAUCCCCCGGGCACCCCGCUCGACCCCCCCACGCACCCUGCCUACCCUGCCCCGCGGGGGCCCUCCACCCCCACUGCACUAUCCGCGCACCCGCCCACCGCGCCGGCCCCUCCCCCCCGCCCGGAUGUUGCGGACCCACCGGCCCCCCCCCCCCCCCGACUGUCCCUCCCGUCGGCGCCCUCCUCCGCCUGCGGCUCUGCACCAUGCUGCGUCCCGAGGGUUACCACACCCCCCGCCCCCGCCCCCCCCAACCCCCUCCCCCCGCACCCGCGGCCGCCUCUCUCGGCGCCUGGGGGGCGAGGCGACCCAGUCCAGCUGCCCAACCCAGCGCCCAUCCUCGCCACGCUCUCCCGCCCCCCCCCUUCCCGCGCCACCGAUCCACUCCCGUCCCCAACCACCCCCCCUGGUGGCCCGCCCCCCUCCCCUCCCCUCCCCCGCACUCACGCAUCGCCCGCCCCCUGCCCUCCCUCCCUCCCACCCCGUCCACACCCGCCACGCCCCGCGUUCAAUCCAGCGUCCCCCCGACAGCGUGUCUUCCGGCAACCCGCGCCCCGCACGCCAUCCCCCCCCCCUGCACCUCCCCAGCCACCUGACGCCGACACACCCCGGCCCCUGGGGACCCAAGACCCCACCGCCUCCACAGAGCUCGCGUCUGUCCGGCCACUGCAACGCCCCACGAUUCCACUCCACCACCCCUCCGAUCCCGCAGGCGCUCCCCGCCGUCAUCCUGACGCCCUCCGAUCCGUCCCCCCCCGCGCACCCCGGCUGCUCCCUAUCGGGGACCCCCUCCCCGGCUUCCCGGCCCCCCGGCUCCCUCCCCCGCCAGCGACCACCGCGACCCCCCCCCCCCACACUAUCCGACCCCCCACCGUCCACCGACGCCCCCCCGUCACCCGCCGCCCGCUCGUUUCCUCCCCGCCUGUCCGCUGCCCCGCCCAACAGGGUAGCACGCCGCCCCCGACCCCCCCCACCGCCCCUCCGCCUACUCCCGCCGCGCCGCCGCGCCCGCGAUUCCGCCCCCCCCCUCCCUCGCCGAGGCCCCUCAUGGGGGGAGGUCGUUGCCCCCGCUGUGCCCCCCCCCCCCCCCUUCCACCGGCGCCCACGCCCCCCGCCCGCCGGGCGGCGACCCCCACUCCCGCCCUCGCGCAUCGCGUCCCGGCCUUGUGCCGCGGCCACCCACCCCCCCCACCCCGCCCCCACCACCGGGCACCCAACCGCGGCCCAUCUGCCGGGAUCGCCACCUUGCCCCGGUCGACCCGACCGUCUAGGGUCCGCCCCCCCCCCGCCGGGCCCCCCCCGACUUACCCGCCUGGCGCCCACGGCCGCUCUCGGGGCCUCCCCCCCCGGCCAAGGUCCCCUUGACACCGCCCACCGGUCGCCCGCACGCACGACCCAUUGCGCCGCAACGGUGUGGCGGCCCGCACGCCUGCCGCCGUGCGCCGUCCACCCGGGACCACGUAACCCCCCCCCUCCGGCCCGGGUCCGACCCCCACCCCACCGCUCGGGACCCGCCCCCCCAGGCCACGAGAGCCCCCCCCACCAGCUCCUUUCCUCCCACACGGACAGCUCCUCCCGCGCGGAUGACCCGCGCCCCCCCCUGACGCCCGAGCCUCCCUCGCUGCCCAUCGCGUUCAACGACCUGCACCGAACCCCACCCUCAGAAUCCCCAGGCCGGCGGCGCCGCCGCUCCUGCCUUGCACCACCUCCCGCCCCGCACCCCGGGCCCGCGGCCGCCCCCGCGUGUCUUUCUCCCCUCCCCCGCGCUCUUGGGUCCCGCGACCCCCCUGGACGCCCGCUACCCGCCCCGGGGCCCCACCCGGCACCCGGCCGCGCCUCGUCCCAUGCCGCCCGUCCUAACCAACCUGCGCCUCCCAGCGCGCCGCGCGUCGAGACUGGCCCCGCCCGGCGCUCCCUACCCGGGCCCGUCCCCCUGCCGGCCCUGGCGGACGGGCCGCCCCGGGUCGAGCCGCGCCCGCCCCGGCACAACCUCGGGUUCCCUGCCUGCCCGCCCCCCCCUCCCAUGCUGCACGGUAGAUGGGGCAUCCGCUGUCGUCGCCCGUCGCUCCCCCCCCCGCCCGCCACUCGAGCCCGUGGCACACGGGCCGACACGACCCCGUCGGGCACCCCGCGCACCGCCAGCGCCCACGGAGACGAAGGAGGGUCCGCGCCACUGCCCGGCGUCGGCCCGGCCGCUCCACCCCAUUCCAAUCUACGGGUGUGGGGCCGCCGCGCACCCCCCGACCCCCCUUGCACCUGGCUGAUCCGCCCCUUCGGCGCAGCCUCUCGCCCCACGCCGGCCCGCCCCCCCCCCAAUUAG